AUUCGCUUCACCGUCCGCCCCUUCGACUUUCACUCCGCGAGAUGGCACUUGGACGUCUGCGCCCGCAUGGGCCCGCGCGGCGGUACCGGAGAAGACCGUCACUCCGAUUCAGCCAGCAGCGCCUCCUAAUGCACCAUCGAAUGUGAUCAGAAGGCCCGAUGCGCCCAGAUUGAUAAGGCGCACUAGUGAAGAACAGAGGGUCGUUGAUCAGAUCGGCGCACAGAUAGCGCAACGCUUAGCAUCUGACCAUAACGCAUCGCUCAAACCGGACGUGGACACUCCCUUUCGUGACGCGGAAGAUGCGGUGGCUCGAUUGCUACCGUAUCACGUCUGGCAGCACCCUAAAGAGGACUUGAGCGCCUCGUCGUCGCGAAAUGCAAAAGGCAAGGGCAAAGCGAGCGAAGUGGAUUUACUUCGCCAGGAAAUAUCCGAGACCCGAACAGCGUUGCAAUGUAUGAAACGCAAGCGAGCACUCGAAGACAGGUUUCGUCGCAUCCGAACCAGGGCUGGCAAGGUGAUAUUCCCUUCAGACGCGAUGUACGUCCUCGAAGCCGGCAUGCUGGAGAGUGAACGCGCGGCGCUGCAAGCGCUCAAAAGCGAAUUCAGUCAAGCUCGCAACACCCUGAGCCAGCUUGAGAAGGAAGCGCGCGCUCGGAACGCAGCCGCCACCGCGCAGACCCAACGCCCAACUCCGACGAUCAACACACAGGUGCCAGGAAGCUUCGUCACAGGGUACCCGGGAUAUGGUCCAGCUUAUGUGUACGCAACGCCUACAUCGACCGUCAACCCCGCACAGUUGGCAGCGCCUUCGGCUUCCACCUCCACCACGACGAUGUCUACCUCGAACACUCCUGUUGCUUCCACGCCCUCUAGCGCUUACACCCCAUCUCGGCCCGCGGGGACGGUUGCACCAGGGUUCAUCCCCGUCCAGCUUCCCAUUACCUCCCUCCCCUCCCUUACCGCGAUCGGGAUUCUCCCCGUAUCUGCCGCAGCUCUUCCAGCUCCCACUUCGGGACAACCCCAGCCGGCUGCUAUCCUACGUGGUCUCACUUCUGAAGGCCGAAUGAUGAACCUCGAAAUCAACGUCGCGAUGCUACAGCCUUCGCAGACUCAUGGGCUGGCGAUGCUUUUAAACAGCAUAAUGACGAGGAACGGAGUAACGCCCAACGUGACAGGAGGACAUGCUGGUCCAACU
Molecule: messenger RNA, 1195 nt
Organism: Punctularia strigosozonata HHB-11173 SS5
Lineage: Eukaryota; Fungi; Basidiomycota; Agaricomycetes; Corticiales; Punctulariaceae
Exons: 4
Source: RefSeq, a predicted model, not a curated record